AUGCCCGGAACAGGUGGAAUGCGCGGGGCUGGAGGAAGAAGAGAGGAGGAGGUUUGUAUGGGUCCCUUAGGGGUCGGGGAUCCGAGAAAGCUCUCCAAAGGGAGGCGGCCAUGGCCCGGCCCGGCUCCGACUCUGCUGCACGCCACCUGCCGCCGCCGCCGCCGCCGCCUCCUCCGCGCCGCCCGCCGGUUGCCCUCGGCCAGGCCCAUGGGCGGAGGGCGUCACUCCAGGGCGGAGCGGCGCGGUACUACUGGGGACAAGGAAGACGGGGAGCCAAAGACCAAGCAGCUCAGAGAAGGGGAAGAGGAAGGGGAGAAGCACAGGGAACUCAGGCUGCGGAACUAUGUCCCAGAGGAUGAGGACCUGAAGAAGAGGAGGGUGCCCCAGGCCAAGCCAGUCGCAGUGGAAGAGAAGGUGAAGGAGCAGCUGGAGGCCGCUAAGCCAGAGCCCGUCAUUGAGGAAGUGGACCUGGCCAACCUCGCACCCCGGAAGCCUGAUUGGGACCUCAAGAGAGAUGUAGCCAAGAAGCUGGAGAAGCUAGAAAAGCGGACCCAGAGGGCCAUCGCCGAGCUGAUCCGUGAGAGGCUGAAGGGCCAGGAGGACAACCUGGCCUCUGCAGUGGCCAACACCACCCCCGAACAAGAGGCCGAUGACUCCGACUGAGGCAUGCCCUGUCCCUUCACCUGCCUGUCGGGCCUGUCCUAUAGGAGGAUGGUCUUGGGCAAGGGUGGGGGCUGGGCUUGCCAUCACCUCCCGUUUGGCUUCAGAACAGUGACUCCCUGCUUAUUGGUCUGAGCCCCACCCCUCCCCAAGGGGUGAGUCAGCUCCUUGUCUCCUGAGUGGUCCCCUCCAUGCUCAGUGGGGGCAGGGCCAGCAACAACUCUGUAGACUUGCUGUAUCUGCACGUAUAUAUGUAUUUUGAACUUUCUUUUAUAUCUGGAAAUAGAAACAAGCAGACCCGUGGCA
Hippopotamus amphibius kiboko is the source of this 966-nucleotide messenger RNA. Its product is annotated as coiled-coil domain-containing protein 12-like. The transcript has 2 exons. Gene Ontology annotation, cellular component: post-mRNA release spliceosomal complex; U2-type spliceosomal complex. Bases 1 to 663 code for a protein of 220 amino acids. The record is from RefSeq and is a predicted model, not a curated record. Lineage: Eukaryota; Metazoa; Chordata; Mammalia; Artiodactyla; Hippopotamidae.